Molecule: messenger RNA, 4516 nt
Organism: Anoplophora glabripennis (Asian longhorned beetle)
Lineage: Eukaryota; Metazoa; Arthropoda; Insecta; Coleoptera; Cerambycidae
Product: testis-expressed protein 2
Exons: 16
Coding region: 266-3337 (1023 amino acids)
Cellular component (GO): endoplasmic reticulum
Molecular function (GO): lipid binding
Source: RefSeq, a predicted model, not a curated record
UUAAGUCAACCGAAGUGACAGAUAAAUUUAAUCGAAUUUAUCAGUGAAGUCGCAAAUCUGCUGUGGUUUCCUAAAUUAAUUAGUAAACAUACAGAUAUACAAAAUUAUUAAACGAAGUGAUGAGUCUUUAGAGUGGUGAUGAUCCCCAAUCGAUAAAAGGUUUUGAUGGGCGGCCUUUCUCGUGAACAAUGGAAUCGAGCAAAAACCACCUGACUAACUAACAAAACUCACGGCCCGCUACCCUUGAUUUGCUAGCGCUAGUAACAUGAACAAGAAAAAAGAUCAUGGUAAAAUUACUUUGGGAAUGCUAAAAGGUAAACCAGUUACCACUUCCGUUCCCUCGAUAUCCAUAAAAUUUCAUGCAAACGUGGAACAAAUAGAAGAACUGUACAUGAGCGAAGAUGAAGCGAAUACCAGCGCCGAUAAAAUCGAGAAACCACCGCUGCUUUCUAGCAGUCCAUCCAAUGCAGGCGAGGCGGAUAGCAGUCCUUUGCGAUAUCUUCCUAGACUUGUGAAAAGGUCUACAAGCGUAGACGUCUCUCAAGGACAAUUAGACGCGUCACCACCUUCAGAUCCUUGGAGAUUUUUUUCUGACAUAAAGGGUAAAAUCACUAAAAGCGUGGAGGAGAAAAUAACAGAUUUCAAGGCGCGUAAUCAGGAGGAGGGAUCGCCGCAUCAUAAACAAAAAGCGGAUCUUAAGACGAUCAAAGACAGUAAAGAAAAUUCCAGCGUGUCAGAUUCCGAGGAACUGUCCGAAAGUAGCAUCUCUAAAACUUGCGGGAUCGUGUCCACAACCGAAGGUGUCGAAAUGUCGAGCGACGACGAUACCCCCUCCCUAGACAAGGACAAGAAGGAAGACAAAGACGUCCCGAGCAAGUCGCCCACCUCCGCUAUAACCCAGAAGUUCCGUCUGUUCAAAAACAAGACGUUGAUCAAAGAGGGCAGCGUGAAGGUCAACGACCUGUCCAAAUUGUACAACAUAAACACGGAGAAGGUAGACCAAGCCCUGCCAGAGGAUUCCGAGGAUGUGGAGAAUGCCGUGGACGCCUUGGAAGAUGACAAUCUGAAAGGAGGCGACGGCGAGAAGAAGAAAACGGUCGACAAAGAGGACGUUUUGAAGUCUGUGUCUCAGAAAUUUGAUAACAUCGAGUUGGAUAACGAGAAGGGCCUUACCGUGAGGGAAGUGACGGGCAAGGAAAUCAGGAGCACGUUUUUGGAAGGAGGCGGUCUGAGGACGGUCUUUGCUCCCACGGGUUUUGUGGAUUUGCGGCCUUCGCCGGUUAAGGGUCACCCAUUUUCCUCUUAUAUGUCAGUGGUAGUCGUUUUUCUCUCCAUAGCUCUCUACCUGUUUAUUCACUACUAUUCGCUCUUCUUGGCUGGCCUCUCUAUCGGCGUUAUCGUCUCUUACAUCUUCACCAAAAUUUAUCUGAAAAUAUGCCCGAUUGGAACCAAACCGACUAGCCCCACUAUGAACACACUCUUGUCGAGUAAAAUCGUAGAGGUGCAAGCCAUUAAGGAGUACCAGCCCUUGUCCAAGUACGAGGGAUGGGUCAAUGAGUAUCCGAACGCGUACAACCCGAACACAUACCACAUCUCGCAGACGCAGUCGGUUUACCUCAGGCUGCAGGGCAACCUGUUGAGGAUAAGCCACUCCAAGAGCAAGGUUCCCAAAAGGGCGAUGUGGAACGAGCCGGAUAUUAAGAUGAACUUCAGUCAUCACAGGAUAUAUAACCUCUUGGGGGCGAAGAUCGGCCUCUUGCCUGAAGGACUGGCUAAAAAAAGACACUGGAGCAAGAAGUAUCCGAUUUGCGUCGCCCUGUCGAAGGACCAAAUGAAUUUCGAACCCGAGGCGAUUGCGAAGCUCGACGGUGACGAAGAUAAAGGGGACAAGCAAAAAGAAGAUAAGCAGCCGGCGGAGAAGACUACCGCGCAGAAAGAGAAAAAAGUCUUCAGCAGGUUCAGGAAGAGGGAGUAUCCCGUUUUGGCGCAGAGGUUCAGUAAACUGACGGAAGACGAGGAAUUUGAAUUAGAAUCCGAUUCCAGGGCUAGUACGCCGUCCGCGGAGAUUUCGGACCUACCGGUGGAAGAUUCCUCAUCCGUUCUCGGCGAAGAAGACCUUGUCAAUACAAACGAUCAGAAUGAAGAGGAUUUUAACAGUUUGCCCGAGGAUUGGUCGAUAUGUUCACCGCCGUCGCGGGACAGCCCGACCGGUGCAAAAAUUUACAUUUUCGGCCGCACCGACAGAGAGAAAGAAGACUGGUUUAGGAGACUGUGCGCCGCUACCCACAAAGGCGUGGGACUGGGCAUAGCGGUCGGCGACUUGAGCCCGGCGGACUUAAAAGAAACCGCUUCCGGUUGCGUUAUCGAGGCGGCGCAGACUGAAUUGGAGUAUCUGAAGUACAUGAGCAUCUUUAAGCCGUCUAAGAAGCAGCCGACGCAAACCAAAGAAAAGGAGAAAACGGAUCCCGAGAAGACGGCGGAACCGCCGAAGUCCGACUUGAUGCUGUGGGUGAACGCGUUGAUCGGCAGGGUGUUGUUCGACUGCAUGCGGAACCCGAGCUUUACCAUGAAAGUCAGGGAGAGGAUCCAGAGGAAGCUCUGCACCAUAAAAUUACCGUACUUCAUAGAAGAGAUACUUAUACCGGAGCUGUCUCUGGGAAAAACUCCGCCCUUCAUACAUAAAGCUAAUAAGCCAGUGCUCGACGGCCGGGGGCUUUGGAUAGACUUGGACGUCACUUACGAGGGGGCGAUCGUUCUGACGCUACAGACUAAACUCAAUCUUAUGAGGUUGAAGAACCCGCAAGCGUACGAAAAAUCUACGUCUUUGGAGAAAUCGGCGAUCUACAACUCUGACGUGGACGAUUCGGCCGAGAGCAGUUCGGACGAGGAGGGCCCCCAGGAGAUCCCCAACAUCCCGCAAGAGCCGGGAAACAUACAGGGCGGAUCCAGCAACUCCGGCAAGAAGUUCAUCAAGAUGGUGGACAGACUGGCCGAAUCCAAGAUUUUCCAGGCGGCCACCGAAAACCGGUACAUCAAGAAAGCUAUGGAAGGGGUGUCGAACACGGAUCUCCGGCUGAAGGUCGAGGUGAAGGCCAUAAUGGGUACGUUGGUGCUGAACGUACCACCUCCGCCGAGCGACAGGGUGUGGGUGGGUUUCCGGCCGGUACCUGAGAUCGUUUUGUCCGCCAGACCCAUCGUGGGAGAGAGGAACAUCAGCUAUAUAAUAGUUACCAGUUGGAUAGAGAAGAAAUUGCUUCAGGAAUUCCAGAAAAUCAUGGUAAUACCCAACAUGGAAGACUUUGUGAUACCUGUGAUGAAUCCGAAACUACCAGAUUAACGAUCUUAUGAAUUUUAUACCAAGCAAAUUUCUCCCCCAUAGUCCGUAUCGAUAAGAAUUCUACAGGGCGUAUUAUAGUUCUAGUCUGGUAAUUAUGUUUAAAUGUUAUUUUCUUGAACCAAAGCUAUGAGUUGACUAUGUAAGAACUGUACCAAGUGUUUGAAACGAAAAACACUUAUUUGCAUUUCGUUUUGUUAAAAUUCUAGGUUUUAGUCGGGUUCUUAUGUAGUAUUUUGUAUUAUUUAUUUCAUAUAAUUUUUAUAGUUUGAAAUUUUUUUGUUUUUGUUUUCUUUUUAUUGAAUAACCAUCACAAAAUAUUUUUCUAUAAAGAUGUUUAGGAUAAGUACCUGCAUAUAUCGUGUUGAUGGUUCCAUUACGAAGCUCCGAUUUUAUUGAAUGGAAAUUUUUAACGGACCAAUUAUUAUAGGUUUUACUUCAGCACGAGAGGCGAGUGCAAUCGGAAAACUUCUCGACAAUAAUGUUCUUUUUGAGUGCUUUACAUUUUCUUGGAAAUUUUCACUAGCGCUAAAUUUUCUUAAAAAAUUUUGUUUGAUUCUUGGAAUUUUUAUGUUUCCGAGCUAUAACGUCGAAUAAUUUUCGACCGUUGAAAACUUCCGAUGGUUUUAAACACGUGUAAUGAAGUUCGAAUAUUUUACUCCCGAUUUCUAGGGUCAAAAAAAUUAAGGUUAUUUAUGCAAUUUAAAGUAUAUUUUGGUAUUCAACCAUCAACCUUUAUUCGAUGCUUCAACACCACCCUGUAUUGCUUCCAUUUUGGCUUUUAUAUCGAUGUAUAUCUUUUGGAAACCUUCUCUACCGAACAAAUUUCAAUGUUCCGUUUUUUUGUUAUUAUUCUGUCGUCUAGGAAACUGCUUAUCAAAAAGUGUUAUUUAUACAAACUGUGAUAAAAAAAUUAGGCUUUUUUACACCCCUCGGCUUAUUCUUUUCCCGUCUCGAGAGCAAUAGAAAUAGAAAUUUUUUAAUGUCAAGCGAACUUAUAGAAAUUGCCAGGAGGUGUUCUUUAUGUUAAACGAUUUCCGAGGUAAAACUUUUUUUUUUUUUUAAUUCAACACUCGUGACAAAGAAAAAUAUAAGGGGCAAUUUCUAUAAAAACAAAUUAAAUAAUUAUAAUUGUUGUAGAUGGUUAUAUGUUAAUUUUGGUAAUAAAAAUUGAAACAUUAA